Cuscuta campestris is the source of this 1439-nucleotide messenger RNA. NCBI's taxonomy places the organism in Eukaryota, Viridiplantae, Streptophyta, Magnoliopsida, Solanales, Convolvulaceae. The record is from the annotation of a GenBank genome assembly.
GCGAUCAUGGGUUCUUCUUCUAGAAAUUUGUAUGCAGGAAUAGGUGAAGGGCAAUCAACCACACGGCCACCUCUUUUUGAUGGAACAAAUUAUACAUAUUGGAAAGAACGAAUGAGAAUCUAUAUUCGUUCCACAAACUUCCAAUUAUGGUUGGUUAUCAAAAACGGGGAAGAGGUGCCGAUGAAGAAAGUUGGUGACAAGUUGAUCCCCAAGACCGAAGACGAGUUUUAUGCCGAGGACAUCAAAAAGGUCGAAAAUUAUGCAAAGGCAAUAAACAUGCUUUAUUGUGCCGUAAAUCCUGAUGACUACCGCAAGAUCUCCUGCUGCACAACCGCCAAGGAGAUGUGGGAUAAGCUCGAGAUGACAUACGAAGGAACGGACCAAGUACGUGAAGCCAAGAUCGACUUCCUCACCCAAGAGUAUGAGAUGUUCAGGAUGAAGGAGCACGAGAAGCUUGACGAUAUGUUCGACCGAUUUUCCAAAAUAGUCAACGAUCUUCAUGCAUUAAAGAAGACUUACACCGACAAGGAUCUUGUGCGAAAGAUCCUACGGAGCUUGACAUCCGAAUGGCGAUCCAAGGCCGAUGCCAUCUAUGAAUCAAUCGGCACAUCAAAUGUCACCAUCGACGGUCUAAGAGGUAAUCUAAAAACCUAUGAAUCUACUAUUCUUAAUCCGUCUUUGAAUGACCAAAGGAAAGGGAUAGCAUUAAAAGCCGUCAAAGAAUCAACGAUGGAUGAUUCAAGCGACGAUGAUGAAGUCAAGCUUGUCAUGAAGAAGUUUUGUAAACUUCUAAGGAAGAAAGAAAAGGUUGAGGAUGGCCCUGUGUGCUAUGGAUGUGGUGAAGCCGGGCACAUCAAGAACAAAUGCCCGAAAAGCGGAAGGAAUGCUCGGCACUUCAAAAGGAAAAGGGCAUAUAUCUCUUGGGGUGGCAACUCCAGCGACGAGUCAACCGAUCAAGACGAGGAUGAAACUGCCAACCUCUGUCUCAUGGCGCACGAAGACCAAACCGACGAUGUACAAGAGGUACAUAUCAAAGUGAGGAACUCAGGGGGAACCAGCGAUGGGUGGUUUAUCCCAUCGCUGGGAAGGAAGUAUUUUCUAACCAGCAACCCUAUUCCCAUCGAUGGGAACUUCUUCCCAUCGCUGGGUGUUUGACACUUUAAAAAAAAAAUUUAACGGAUUUCCAGUAGCUGUCUGAACCUUACCAUCGCUGGGAAGCCUAUUCACUACAAAAAACUUGACUUUUUGUGGCACCAUUUUUUGCCAAAAAACAUCUAAAAUUAGCCACUAUAAUAGUUUGUAGCAAUUUUAAAUUUUGCCACAAGGUUGCCACAAAUACCCCGUUACAAAAGGUAUUUGUAGCAAAUUAAAAUUUGCCACAAAAAAUAUGGAUUUUGUCGCAAAUUUUGAUUUGCCACAAAUGAAACUUUGCCACAAAA